AUGUCUGGUGCUGAAUUGCCAGCUUCAAACAAUGAUGGCUCCGGCAGCUCAUCUGUUGAAUUGCCACCACGCCCCCAACGGUCUCAGAGAAUAGACUACCACUUCUUAAAUGGUGGAAGUGACGAAGACGAUAUUGAAGAUCAUAUCAGAAAGAAAUCCCGACUGGAUUCGCCACCUGGUCGCUUAGAAUCGAUUGGUCCUGAAGACUCCGCCAGCCAGCUGCAUCUCAAUCUACCUACUCCGUCGGAAUCUGUUCCACCAGGGAGCUCUAGAUGCUUUACAGAGGCCAUACGGCCAUACAAAUCGCACAGAAAAGCCCGCAUUAAGCCACUGAAUCAAUGGCUUUGGAAUCAAUUUCGAGUUAGUCCUCUUCCGGGCAAGCAAUGGCGGCCCAGGCGAAGCCGACAGCUGCUUGAGGAUCGAGAGAUUCAAUGCAUUCAUUGUGGCUGGAAAACCACAGAUUCGGCAAGGGCAACAUCUACGACCAACAUGAAGACGCACCUAGCCAAACACAACAUUUUCGAAAAGUCCGGUCCAGAGGACCUGGGCGAGGGUUCCAGCGAGACGAAACAGCACUCAAUUGCUUCAAUAUUCCAGUCCCGAGCCGAGCAUGAUACUAGAGCCCUGUUGGAACAGAACAUACUUCGAUGGGUUGUGACAGAUGAUGUGGCAUUUACGGCAAUUGAGUCCCCUGCGUUCCAACAGAUAUUCAAGGACUUGCCGGACGCUCCUCUUCCUUUCUCUUCUCGAACAGUUGCCCGCCGCAUUGACGCAGAUUUUGAUCGCUGUCGGGUCCAGUUGAUCGAUGAACUAGCACGGACAUGCUCCACAAUUGCGCUUUCCUUGGAUGUCUGGACAAGCAAGAACCAUAAAGCCAUUCUGGGAGUUAUCGGUCACUGGGUGUCCACCGACUUCAAAUAUCAAGAACGAGUCCUGGAGUUCAGCGAACUUGCUGGAUCCCACAGUGGAGAAAAUAUGGCGGAGACUCUGCAGAAGAUGCUUGUCGAGCUUCGGAUUGAGGAGAAGCUGCUCACAAUCACAGCUGAUAAUGCGUCGAAUAAUGAAACGCUGGUGUCUGAGCUGUAUUUUCACCUGUUGGAAAAGUACAACUCGGAGGAUUCCAAAUUGCCCGAUAAAGGACGUCUCCGAUUUCAAGGUAUUGACAGCUACAUCCGGUGUCUUGCACAUGUCCUCAAUCUCAUUGUCCGCGACAUCCUCUCGAGGAUGAAAUCUGGAGAUCACAAGUCUGCCAUUGAAGCCUGUGAUCUCUUACAGGGAAAUAAGAAAAUCGGACGGCAGUCUGCGUUAGCCCGGAUUCGGAUCAUGACUCUCUGGAUAUUGAGGACACCUCAACGACGACAGCAGUGGAAAGUGACUUGCCAAGCAAAUGGCUUGAACGACAAGUUCAUCGAGUAUGACGUGGAAACCCGCUGGAACUCCACAUACCGUAUGGUCCAGGGAGCCUUGCAAGCCAAAGCACAGAUCCGGAUGUGGAUAGAGCAUCAGAACCAGUUUCCGCCAUUUUCAGCUGACGACUGGUUGCAGCUGCAACAGCUCGAAAUGAUCCUCUCCAAGUUCGAUGAGUUCACUCAACUGGUUUCCCGGCGGAAAUCCCAGAUCAGCCUAGCCAUUCCCAUCUAUUACGAACUGAAUGACAUGCUCGAAGAUGCAGCUUCUGCACAAGGCGACUUUUCGGGGCUUAGCUCUGACAUUACCUCCGCCAUCUCCGCGGGGAUGAAGAAAUACAAGAAAUAUUAUGAACUGAUGGACGCCCAAGAUGCUUAUUAUAUAGCUCUUGUCCUUGACCCACGCUUCAAAACCCUCUUGUUGGAUAAGGAGCUCGGGCAGGUGACGGCGCCAAAGGUUAUUCGAUCCAUCAAGGAUACCUUGCAUGAGCAAUACCCAUCGAAAUCAUCACUGGAGCAAUCAACGUCAAAGAUUAACCAGGACAACAAGCGGCAAAGUCUGGAGGCUCGUGUUCUGCAGAAGCUGCAACCACAAGUGAUCCAGCGUUCAGAUAUUGACCGCUACUUUGAGGAAGGUGUGGUGACUGUUGAUGAAUCUGUAACAAAGGAUGAAGAUUGGUUAUUUGGCUGGUGGAGGACGCACAACGAUGAGUAUCCGCGGAUGGCAGCUGCAGCCAGGGAUUACCUUGCCAUUCCGGCGGCUGAAGUCGCAGUAGAGAGGUUGUUUAGCCGUGGUAGGGAUCUGUUAGGAGGGAGAGCAUUCGCCGUCUUGAGUGCUGGUACUUUGUUACUCACGGAGUUCGGUGGUGUCAGGGUCGCGGGAGUGGAACAAAGUUGCAAGAUCGAUGCAGCCGAGAUGGACGCAGCCACAAUGGAACUGUUUGCUGUGGCGGAGGUGGUGGAGAGACUGAUCAUGAAGAAUCCUUCGCAAUACCCAUGGAGUGCCGAAGUAAAGAGUCUGCCUGACGAGUUGAAGAGAUGCAAUUCACCGGAGAUGCUACUACGCAGCAAACCGUCCGAGCAAUUGGGGGAUGAGGGCGAAUUGAAGAUGCUGGUGAACGCGGCCAACAAGACUGCUUAUCAUAAUCUAGAAUCGUCCAUGAUCUAA
Penicillium canescens is the source of this 2574-nucleotide messenger RNA. RefSeq lists its product as uncharacterized. The transcript is spliced from 4 exons. The record is from RefSeq and is a predicted model, not a curated record. The coding region runs from base 1 to 2574 and encodes 857 amino acids. Lineage: Eukaryota; Fungi; Ascomycota; Eurotiomycetes; Eurotiales; Aspergillaceae. Gene Ontology annotation, molecular function: protein dimerization activity.